AUGUUUACUGGCGAAAAGAAACCUCAGCAAUUUUCGUAAGUUUGAAACAAUUCUCAAAUGAUAUUGAAUGAAAAUUUUAGGUACGUUCCGAAAAUUUUGAAUGGAGGAUUAGCUGGAAUUAUCGGAGUCUCAUGUGUUUUCCCUCUAGAUUUAGUGAAAACUCGACUUCAAAACCAAACUGUUGGAGCUGAUGGUAAACUUCAAUAUAAAGGAAUGUGAGUAUAACAUAUAUUCAAUCCAUUUUCUCAAAAAUAUCUUUUAACUGUUUAGUGCGGAUUGUGCCAAGCAGACAUGGAGGGCUGGAGGAGCAUCCAGCCUUUCCAAAUUCAAAGGAAUGUACAGUGGUUCGGGAGUGAAUAUUCUUCUCAUCACUCCUGAAAAGGCUAUCAAACUUGUGGCGAAUGACUUCUUCCGUCAUAAGCUUGCUAAAGAAGGCGAGAAUCAAUUGUCUGUGGGCAGAGGGAUGUUGGCCGGAGGAUUGGCUGGAAUGUUCCAAAUCACUGUUACAACUCCUAUGGAACUCUUGAAGAUUCAAAUGCAAGAUCAAGGACGGACACUUAGUGAGUUCGUGGAAUGUUGCUCUGUUAAAAUCAAUCAGAAAGUGCUGCGUUGCCACCAAGCUUUAGCUCUCACUGAAUUAUCAAAUGUUUUCAGAACCGGGUCAAAAAAAAUUGUCAGCCACAGAGCUCACAAUGAAGUUGGUAAAAGAAAAUGGAAUUGCCGGCCUCUACAAAGGACUAAGCUCGACUCUGGCUCGAGAUGUCACGUUCUCCGUUAUUUACUUCCCUUUGUUUGCCUAUCUCGACUCAUUGGCUCCAAGAAAAUCGGACGGAAGCGGCGAUGCCGUAUUUUACGGAUCCUUCCUCGCUGGUCUCACUUCUGGAGCAACUUCGUCAUUUGCCGUGACUCCAUUGGAUGGUAAUACUUUGUGUUUCAUGAAAAAGAAAGACUUCUUUCAAAAUUACAGUUAUCAAAACAAGAAUGCAAACGAUCAACAAAGGAGCAAACGAAGUGGUUUACAAGAACAUCCCUGAUGCUUUCGUGUAUGUUAACAUUAGCCUAUUAUCAAAAUCAUUCUUUUUUUCAGCACGAUUUUGAAAAAUGAAGGUCCAAAGGCUCUGUUUAAGGGAGCUGCGUGUCGUAUGAUGGUGAUGGCGCCGCUGUUCGGAAUAGCUCAGACCGUUUAUUAUAUCGGAGUUGCUGAGAAGUUUCUAGGAAUACAGAAAGGAGCUCACGUUUAA
Molecule: messenger RNA, 1241 nt
Organism: Caenorhabditis sp. 36 PRJEB53466
Lineage: Eukaryota; Metazoa; Nematoda; Chromadorea; Rhabditida; Rhabditidae
Source: the annotation of a GenBank genome assembly